This is a messenger RNA of Echinostoma caproni, 396 nucleotides long. Lineage: Eukaryota; Metazoa; Platyhelminthes; Trematoda; Plagiorchiida; Echinostomatidae. The record is from the annotation of a GenBank genome assembly.
GCCUAUCAGGGUAGAGGUGCCCGAUGCCAUAAACUGGGAAUUAAUCGUGUCUUUAAAUCGCUACAACACGUGCGUGCACUGCACGAUGCACGCAAAAAAGACAUAUCAGACUUGUGGACCGAGCGUUUGUCCAUUGCCAGUGAGCAGUGCGGUCUUCCUAGCGUUGCAGUACUACGAGAAGGUCUGGGGCAGUGUAAUAUCGCACUGAAUAGCAACAUGCUACAAAUCCUAGCCGUAUACGAACCGAAAACGUUUGCUGCACUGGCGGAUAUUGCGAAGCAAUACCAUGUCGAAAAGGGUGUACGCCUCCCAAAUCCUCAAACCCGUAGUCAAGUGAUCACCCGUGGAAUGCUCCACUCGCCCAUUGUACCUGGAAAUAAACAUCUUUAUGAUUAG